UCACUACGUUCGAUUUUGUCAAGCCCCAGCUUCUUUUUUUUACGUAAGGCUGUUCGAGAAUACGAAAUAGUCGUAGCGUUAGGAGACACUCCAAGCGAUCGGUGAGGGGUUUUGUGGGUCAUGGAGGAGGAAGGUAAAUAAAAGAGAAGCGCCAGUAACACACAGCGGAUGGUUUAAGACGGUCACCGGGAGGUUUGACAGUGCAGCGACGUUUGCUCUGAUACGGCUUUAGUCAAACGCAGAGGACGGACCGGAGAGGAGGGACUGUCGGUUCGGCUACAGCAGCUGCUGUCGGCGUUCUCAGGUGGUCUGAUCGGGUUUGCUUCAUCCUUGUGUUGCCAUGGCAAUGCGGGAGUUGGUCGAGGCAGAAUGUGGGGGAACCAAUCCCCUCAUGAAGUUGACCAGUCAUGUGACCAAGGAAGGGGGGGCAUGGCGGCACCGCUCAACACCCACAAUUCCCCCCACUGCUAUAGAAAUUGCCACUGAAGAAGAGCUGGUGAAUGAGUUCCUUCAGGCACCCCCGCGGCCCCCACACACGUUUGACAUGGGCCAGCUGUUGGAGGAAAUGCAGCAGAUUGACCAGCAGAGCUAUCGACAAGCUCCUCAAAGAGCUCCAGACGUGGCAGCGUUGGCCUUGUCUGGUGACUGGGCGGCUGAGUUCCUGUCAGGUCCUGAAUCUGCCACUCCACCAAGUCUCACCGCUCUUGGUGAUGCAGCAGAUGCUGAUUGGACGAGAGAAUUUAUUGCUGAGGCUGCAGAUCCUGGACGCUGGGCUGAGGAGUAUCUGGAGCAGUCAGAGGAGAAGUUGUGGCUGGGAGACCUGGGAGACAAGGAGAAUGAAUGGACAAAGGAGUACCAACCAGGAGAGGAGCUAAGGCAGACAGCCAAUGAGCUUGUCUCAAAGGUUGAUGACCCCAAGUUACAAAACACAGAGUUCCUGCGAUUCAUUAGGCAGAUUGGCGAGGGCAGUGUGACAGUGGAGAGCAGAACAGACAAACAGCUCACAGAUAAAGCUCAGGCCGAGGAGGCUCAGAACUGGGCCUCCAACCUCAACCAGUUCCUGACAGAGACGGGGGGAGGGAGUCUUCCCUUGGAACCCCCAGAGAGGAGUGAGAAGAUUGAGAAAGUUAAAGCUAAACAAGCAGAGCAGUGGGCCAAGGUCGUCAGGCAGGUGUCAGUGGACUCAGCUGAAGCCUGGGUGGACGAGUUUGCCACGUCAGGAUCAGAUUUCCAAGAAGCUAAAGCUGCAGUGGAGAGUGAUGUGGAUUUCUGGGAGAAGCUACAGCAGGAGUGGGAGGAGAUGGCUAAGAGGGAUGCAGAGAGUCAUCCCUGGCUGUCCGACUUCGAUCAGCUGCUCAGCACUUCAUAUGACAAGGGGUAUCAGUUUGAAGAGGACAAUCCCUACUUAUCCCACCCGGACCCUUUGUCAGAGGGAGUGAAGAGGAUGGAGGCAGGAGACAUCCCGGGUGCCGUACGGUUCUUUGAAAGUGCUGUACAGAGAGAACCAGAUAACCAGCUGGCAUGGCAAUAUCUCGGAACCUGCCAGGCAGAGAACGAGCAAGAAUUUGCUGCCAUUACCGCCCUCCGCAGGUGCAUAGAGCUGAAGAACGACAACCUGACUGCUCUGAUGGCGCUGGCUGUCAGUUUCACUAACGAAUCGCUGCACAGGCAGGCCUGUGAGACUCUUCGUGACUGGCUGAAGCACAACCCAACAUACCGCUCUGUGUGGGAGCAGAAUGAGCGGGAACACCUAAAGGAUGGUGCCAGAGAAAUGGACAAGGAGAGGGAGAGGUUUGGAUCGCUGCUGCCAGAAUCUUUGUUCACUGAUGUACAGUCCCUGUUCCUGCAAGCAGCUAACUCUGACCCCACCCAGGUGGACCCCCAGCUGCAGUGUGGUCUGGGUGUUCUCUUCAACCUCAGCGGGGAGUACGACAAAGCGGUGGACUGUUUCAGCGCUGCCCUCUCUGUCACCCCACAGGACUACCUGCUGUGGAAUAAGUUGGGUGCCACGCUUGCAAAUGGAAGCCGCUCAGAAGAGGCGGUGGCUGCCUACAGGAGAGCUCUGGAACUGCAGCCAGGUUUUGUCCGCAGUCGCUACAACUUGGGAAUCAGUUGCGUCAACCUCGGAGCUCACAGAGAGGCAGUGGAGCACUUCCUGGAAGCUCUGUCUCUACAACGGCAGGCUGCAGGGGACGGAGCGAGAGCCGCGAGGGGCCCUGGAGGUGCGGCAGCCACCGUGAUGUCUGACAACAUCUGGUCCACUCUGCGCAUGGCUCUCAGCAUGAUGGGAGAGAGCUCUCUGUACGCUGCUGCUGACCGCCGGGACUUGGACACAUUGCUGGCUCACUUCAGCCAGCGAGAGGUGGAUGGUGGGGCUGAAUGAGGGUCAGCCAAAGGGUGGGGGCUUAUUGAGUGUGAGUGUGUUUUGCUGAGAGGUAAAUGUUUGGGUGAGUGAAUGAAGAGCAGAAGAAUCAGAUUGGUAAACUUUGCAGAGGAAUGGAGGAGGAAGACACUGUCAUCCUUGAGAUAUCAUCUUGGGGUCAUGUAUGGUUAAAUGAUUUUCAUCAGAUAUUACAGUAUUAGUCUCUACCUGGGGGAUGUAGCCAGCAGUAAUACAGUCAUCUCACUGUGUUUUACAUGUUUUACAUUAAUAGUCCUCACAUUUCCUCCUAUUCUGUUUACCUGGAAACCUGAUUUUAAUGUGAUGUGACUUUGAUUUGUUCUCAGUAGAGAAAGAAAAUGAUGAAGAAUGAGUGAAUCCAUUCUGUAUUCACCGAAGUGUGUUUAUCAUGACAUUGCUCAAUGCUCACACAGUCUUUGUCAACAGCACGUUGUAGGUUGAACUUAAUACUCACUACGGUUAUGUAAGUUAAAGGUACAUUAUUGCUGUAAACAUUGAAAAGAGUACUGCUUUCAAUUGGAGGUCCUUCUAGAUAAGGGUUAGACUGAUCCUGAGAACAAACACUAACCAGAAGUGCUAUAGCAACUUGUUUCUUUUUAUACGUUAAUUUUUUUAGUGAUCAAUUAUCAGCCAGGAUGAUGAACUGACAACCAGCAGGACUGUUACUGUUAUGAUAAGGCAUGUGUGUGUACAGUGUGUGCGAGUGUGUGAGUGUUUUGGGUUGGGCGGGGGAUAUUAAUCAUGCAUCAGAUGAUAAGAUCAUAUAAUUGUAAUGUCAUUGAGAAUGAUUUCUCUGGGCUUCUUUCUCUUGUUCUUUUUCAUAUUGCUCUUGUAAAACAAUUUGCUUCAUUGUAAAAUAAUGCUAUAUGCCAUAUUGUGUAUUGUAACAUAAUUGUUGCACUAUAAUUGUUUUCAGGCUAGUUAAAUCCUGACUGCAAUGUUUAAUAAAAUAUUUAGCAAUAAAGCUUUGAUUCCAAAAA
Messenger RNA from Scatophagus argus, 3381 nucleotides. It is a transcript of the gene pex5, whose product is annotated as peroxisomal biogenesis factor 5. Gene Ontology annotation, cellular component: peroxisomal membrane; cytosol. Gene Ontology annotation, molecular function: protein binding. The coding region runs from base 341 to 2383 and encodes 680 amino acids. The record is from RefSeq and is a predicted model, not a curated record. Lineage: Eukaryota; Metazoa; Chordata; Actinopteri; Scatophagidae. The transcript has 17 exons. Gene Ontology annotation, biological process: protein import into peroxisome matrix, docking.